Messenger RNA from Sordaria macrospora k-hell, 2034 nucleotides. RefSeq lists its product as uncharacterized. Gene Ontology annotation, molecular function: transmembrane transporter activity. Gene Ontology annotation, biological process: transmembrane transport. The record is from RefSeq and is a predicted model, not a curated record. NCBI's taxonomy places the organism in Eukaryota, Fungi, Ascomycota, Sordariomycetes, Sordariales, Sordariaceae. Gene Ontology annotation, cellular component: membrane.
AUGGCGUCGAACCCCACAAACACCACUGGCCAUACAGGUGGACUCGACGAGAAGAAAUAUGACCGCCGUUCAACAUCGUCCGGCUCCGCCUCAGGAACCGCUUACGAACAUGAAGACCGCGUCGGAAUUUCGAACCAACAACCCAACUCCGAGAAAGCGCGACUAGAAGCCUCAAAGAAGUUGGCGAAUCCCUUAGCUGGCUUGAGCCCUGAGCGUCUCGAGAAGAUGGGAGCAGAAUAUGCACAGAUGGCCGGCCUCACCAGCGAGGAGGACGUCAGAGCUUUCCGACUCGGAGCCAGAAUCGCCGGCGAUGAGAGCAACUAUGAUACGAUGCCGGAACUUACUGAACGGGAGAAAGAGGUGUUGGUGCGCGAAACCACUCACAAAUGGUCCAACCCACCUAUGCUUUACUGGGUUGUCGUUAUCUGCUCUCUAUGCGCUGCUGUCCAAGGAAUGGACGAGACGGUCGUUAACGGUGCCCAGCUCUUUUACAAAGACAAGUUCGGCAUCGGUACAGAUAGCCAGAGAGACACCUGGCUUCUGGGUCUCGUCAACUCGGCUCCCUACCUUUGCUGUGCCAUUCUCGGCUGCUGGCUCACUGACCCGAUGAACAAAAAGUUCGGCAGACGAGGCACCAUCUUCAUCUCGUGCGUCAUAUCCGCCGUUGCCUGCUUCCAUCAAGCUUUUACCAACACCUGGUGGCACAUGUUCAUCGCCCGCUUCUAUCUCGGCCUAGGCAUCGGCCCCAAGUCAGCCACCACCCCCAUCUUCGCCGCCGAGUGCUCCCCUCCCAAGCUCCGUGGUGCUUUGGUAAUGCAAUGGCAGAUGUGGACAGCCUUCGGCAUCAUGGUCGGCUACAUCGCCGACCUGGCCUUCUACUUUGUUCCCGACCACGGAAUCAGCCUGGGUCUGAACUGGCGUCUGAUGAUGGGCUCGGCCAUGAUCCCCGCCGUCAUCGUCUGCUGCCUCGCCUUUCUCUGCCCGGAGUCACCUCGCUGGUACCUCAGCAAGGACCGACACCAGGAUGCCUUCGCGGCGCUCUGCCGUCUGCGCUUCGAAAAAGUCCAAGCCGCCCGCGACCUCUUCUACACUCACACCCUCCUCGAAGCCGAGAAGCAAGCCAUGUCAGGCAUCAAGAAGGGCAACCGCUUCAAGGAACUCUUCACCGUGCGGCGCAACCGCAACGCGGCCAUCGCCUCGUCGGGGCUCAUGUUCAUGCAGCAGUUCUGCGGCGUCAACAUCAUCGCUUACUAUUCCUCGGCCGUCUUCCAAGACGCCGGCUUCAGCGACGUCUCGGCGCUGGCCGCCUCGCUGGGGUUCGGCGUCAUCAACUGGCUGUUCGCCAUCCCGGCCUUGUACACCAUCGACACCUUUGGUAGGCGCAAUCUGUUGUUGACCACCUUCCCGCUCAUGUCCCUCUUUUUGUUUUUCACCGGCUUCAGCUUCUGGAUCCCCGAGGACUCCAAAGCCCACGUCGGCUGCAUCGCUCUGGGCAUCUACCUGUUCGGCAUUGUAUACUCCCCCGGCGAGGGUCCUGUGCCGUUCACUUACUCGGCCGAGGCCUACCCGCUGUACAUCCGGCCGAUCGGCAUGUCCCUUGCCACCGCCACUACCUGGUUCUUUAAUUUCGUUCUAUCCAUUACCUGGCCGAGCAUGGUCACGGCCUUCAAGCCGCAGGGCGCGUUUGGCUGGUAUGCCGGGUGGAACAUCAUCGGGUUUCUGUUCACGUUGUUCUUGGUCCCCGAGACCAAGGAAAAGACGUUGGAGGAGCUCGAUCAUGUGUUUGACGUGCCAUUGAAAAAGUUGGUUAGGUAUGGAGCGGAUCAGAGCUUGUGGUUCUUCCAUAGGGGGAAGAAUGGAAAGGGGAUGAGGCCGACGGUGCCGAGUGCGGAGAUGUAUCAUGGGGAUGCGGAGAAGAUGGAUGAGGUGGUUGGCGGGAUUGCUGGGGAGCGUGAGAGGGAGAAGAGGUACAACAAAGAAAGAGAGAGGGAAGGGGGAAUUAUGGGACGGGGGGACGCUGCUGGGAGGGUUUAA